AUGUGUACGAACCAUGCCAGGCCUCUGGCAAGGGGGUACUGGGCAUCUACCAAAUGCUCCUUCGGGCGGAGUGCUUCGCACUUGUUAGUCCGGUGUGAGUUCGAUGUGAAGGACUCCCACAGACUCGGAACGGACGGCUUUGCUGCCGGGUUUAGCUCACCUGUGGUGGCCGAUGUGCACAAAUCAGUCAAGGCCGACAAAGGCAGCGGUGGUGGCUAUGGAGCUGAGCUACUCCAUCGAGCGCACCAAGCGUUGAUGGACGCUUGCAAGGAGAGCAGAGCUGUGGCGGUCAAGGCUAUUCGCUUGCUGGACGGGGUGGGCGAUGCCUCAAAGUACGACACCUCGGGAGUGAACAUUUUGCAGCUCGUGCGUGACCCUCGCGCGGUAGUUCGGUCGCAACUGAGGCUCUGGGGCUUUAAUAGGUUCAGCGAGGCGCUGCCGAACGUUCGAAAGUUGAAGAGCAUGACGGACUGA
Molecule: messenger RNA, 474 nt
Organism: Ectocarpus sp. CCAP 1310/34
Lineage: Eukaryota; Phaeophyceae; Ectocarpales; Ectocarpaceae
Source: the annotation of a GenBank genome assembly